AUUUUUUAUAAUGGUAGUGACUUUCUGAUUUAUUUGUGGACAAGAAUUGGUUUAUUACCAGUUUUUAGCUCACUAUAUGGUCAAAUGCUUGGAUGAGCUUUUUCUGGUCAAAGGAUGUCCAAUUUAUUAGAACUGUUUGGUAAUAUGAUUAUAAGACAUACAGUUCACAUUUUCAACUUCUGCAUAUUAUUCAAGAGUCAUGAAGCAUAUAUGUCUUCUUUUCAACCAGAUUUAUCAAAUUAUCAUUGAUUGGAGAAUUAUCAGAUGUAUGAUAUAUAUUCAAUUAUUGCAAUAUUUUAUAAUAAAGAAUAGGUUGGUAAUAAAAAUCUUUAUCAGAUUCAAUCAGCUAUACUCCGGGAUAUUGUCACCCCUAGGGUCCGUUGUCUAAAACAUCACCAUUUGUAAACAGUGAAAUGAAAGGAUCGAAAUUAAUUUGUAAACAACAAUGCUAUAAAUCAGAUUUUAAAUUGUGAAACCAAUUUCGAUUUUAAAUUAAAGACUGGGUAAUACAAAAAGCGGUCCAGGCUUCAGGGUCAUCAAGCUGAGACGAAUUCACUUUUCAUUUAGGUUUCACUGAUUUGAUGUAUGACAACGAGAGAAAAUUAAACACAGGCUCAAGCACAUGUCUCAAUUUCAUGUCCAUGGAGCCUGCUGCUAAUCAUAAUACCAAAUAUUAAAAGAUAUAUCAUUUAAAAUUAAUAAUUUGCAAUUUAGAUUGAUCACUCCUGAUUUCAGAAUCGUGCUGGUUAUAUUUCAGUGGAUAGUACCACUGGUACUGGUGUACAAGAGGAAUGGAGGUGGACUGCUGCAAUACGCCAGUUUCGAGAUACAUCCGAGUUAUUUCCCUUUGGAGAACUCUCGUACAUAGUAAGGUAAUGGACUCUGAAUUUAGUCCACUGGUCUGUAAACAGUUGGCAUACACCAAUGCAGCAUGACCUUGAGUUGACCUGGUGAUGACCUCAGCUUGACCUUAGGAUACUCAUUUCCGUAGCAGAUUGAUCCCCAAGUCUGGAAAAAACUGCAUGUCCUCUGGUCAGCGGAGAUAUUGAUCUCAGGACUGGUAGUGUCUUGCCUUCAGAUAGCCACACAGCCACUCGAAAUGUUCAAACAUGUGGACAAUGACAGAUAAAAUAGAUUUCUUAUGACAUCGUUGGGGAAGGAUAAAAGUGAAAGGCAUUUGACCUUGACCCACUCUUUCUUGUGUCAAGGAUAAAAUGAAGCGGAGAUCCCUAUGUCUGCAAUCGUGGCGUACCAACAUCCUGUUCACCCCUAUAACAUGCAUGGGCAGUAUCCUGAUCUAUUUAUAGAUCCGGCCCGAUACUCGCCCAUCAUGGGGAAGAUACUCCAUGACGAUCCUCAUCCGGACACUCAAACCUCCCUAGAGAACAUGGUCCUCAGCCCCUCCGGACCAUAUAUCCCUGGGGAGGGGGACUAUCAGUAUGGACACUCGGACCGCAUGGUCAGCAGUACCAUCAACGACAAAAAGAAGAAGGGGGUCGGAGUUCCCGGGAAGAGCAUCGAGGAGGAAUUGUGUCGAAUUUGUGGAGACCGGGCCUCAGGCUAUCAUUAUAAUGCACUCAGUUGUGAGGGGUGUAAAGGUUUCUUCCGUCGCAGUAUUACUCGAGGUGCUACAUACAACUGUAAAUAUGGUGGAAACUGUGAAAUGGACAUGUGGAUGCGACGGAAAUGUCAGUCGUGUCGCCUUAAACGAUGUCGAGAAGUUGGAAUGAAGGAGGAGUGUCUGCUGUCUGAGGAACAGUGUAAAGCGAGGGACGCACGACGGAAAGCUAAACAACGAUAUUCUCAGAGUGUUCAGGAGUGCAGCUCAGAAAAAAAGCCGGCCUUAAACUCAGAGUGUAAUUCCAACUCGGGGGAGGGGAUUGAGAGCAAGGCUCAGUCUCCGCCUGAGGUCAAGUUCUCUUCCACUCUAUCUCCUUAUGCCAUUAUAGACUCGAGACCCAUCCACUCGGUGUCAGAGGACACACGGAAACUGGUGGAGAAACUGGUGAAACUGCAGGAUAAAUUUGAGUUUCCUGAGGAGUCUCAAGUGGAUGAGGCUAUAGAUAUAGACCUUAGCCGUGAGGAGUCGGGAGAGCAUGUUCUGAUGAGCCUCUCGAAAAUGACGGUCCUGAUCACUCACCUCAUAGUGGAGUUUGCCAAGAGCUUGCCAGGCUUCUCCAAACUCAACAAAGAGGACCAAAUCGUUUUGCUCAAGGCAGCCUCCAGUGAAGUGAUGGCGUUGAGAGCCAGUCGAAUGUAUGACCCUGCCUCUAGAUCUAUUGUUCUGGCCAAUGGCAUUCCACUGACCAUUGCCAAUAUGGAAGCUACUGGUCAGCCAAAAGAAUACACAGAGCUUGUCUUCAAACUGUGUCAUGACAUGGCAGAACUCAGCUCCGAUAAUGCAGAGUAUGCCCUUUUCAUGGCCAUCAGUAUAUUCUCAGCUGACCGGGCUGGAUUAACGAAUCGUGACCUGGUGGAACAGAUCCAAAAGGUUUAUGUGGAUGCUCUGGACGAAUAUGAAAACAAAAAACGGGUCAAAGGAGGGUGUGCUCUCGCCAAAUACCUGUUACGCCUCAUUGACCUUCGGAACAUCAGUUCCGAGCACUCGAAAAUGCUGAACAUCCUGCCAAUCGACGAGUCAGCCAUGCCUUCUGUUGUCAAGGACAUAUACAUGCAGUCUGAUAAAUGAUGGCAGAAAUAUGUAAAUUACGAGGUCAGGAGGUCAUAAAAAGGAAUCGUGGGAAGGCGACGGGGUGCAAUUUGGGGGUGGGGGGGAUGGAACACUUGACAUGAAAUGACAUGAUGAAAAACAAAUUUGGUGCAGGACCUGUGUAAAGAAUUUAUUAUAAAUGAAUUCUUGGGAUGCUGAUGAAUUUGGAGAAGAUGUGUAUCAUAUAUAUUACUGUGUGUGAGGUUUUUUUUUUUUAUGGUAUUGAACAUCUAAUGUUGAAUAAUGUUAUUAUAUAUCAUGUGUAUGUUUAUAUGAGAGGGGAAUAUGAGAGUAUGAUAUCUGUACUAAAGACAAAGUUUUUCCUCUCUGUAAAAAAAGCCCAUCUUAUUUGUGUAUUGUUGAAAUGACUAUGGUAAUGGAUAGUUACCAUGGUGACAACCAAUGGGAGUUAUCCAUGGACUCCCAUUGUUAACUUCUGCUCAAAAGCGUUGUGUUCUUGUAUCGAUGAACUCCUUAAGACUUGUAUACCCAUGUUUUAUUUCCUCAUUUGUAUUUGAAAUACAGAAGUAGAAAUGGAGUUUUUGCUGUACAGAGUUCUGUGUAGAGUAGAAAUGCAGCUUUGUUGUUAAGUAACGUCGGUCAGGGAUGUUUGUUUACUGCCGUUCGGCUAUGCUCAUGUGAUCGUUUCCUGUUCAUUUCGUGGUAUAUUGUAGAUGCUGGUAUUUAUAACUGUUAGAUUCACAUUCUGCUUGGGCUAAUUUAUUUAAAUGAAAGAUGUUCAAAACAUUUAAGAUUUAGUACAUUGCUUCUAAAUGACGUAUUAUGUAUAUAUAUAUAUAUGAACCUUCUUAAUGCAUCUGGGGUGUGUUUUCACACUUGACAGAAAAUUGCCUCUUGGGGAAGAAAAACCACUGUUUGAAAAUAAAGAAAGUAAGGCAAAGAAAUUUUUUUUAUAUAAUUUUAAGCAAAUUUUUUUGGGCAAAGAGGCCAUUUUCUGUCGAAUGCAGUAAGAGAGUCAUUUCUGCCAUAGGUAUGGAAUUAUUUCCUCAAAUGUUUAAUAUAUUAAUUCAGGGACUUUUUUAUCUGAGUAAAUUUUGAUAUGGGGCUAAUUAAAGAUUUGGUAAUUUUGCUGAACCUGCCACCUGGUGAGAACAUUUUUCUUAUCCCGUCUCCCAUAGUCCUGGGACAACUGAGAUGUUAUUUCUUAAAUACGUAUUGAUAUUAACUGACUGCUAGAUAAGGCUUUUUUAUAUUAUGUUGAGAGUUGCUGGUAUAUAGUACCAGCAGCUCUCAAAAUAAUUUAUGACAUUCAACUUUUUUAAAAAAGUUUUGGUUAAAAUAUUUUGAUAUUCCAUAUGCUGUAAGAUUAAUAGAUAAAUUGUCGGAAUGUUGUAAGAAACAGAAGUUCACUUUAUUUGACAUCAAUAUUUUCAUUUAUUUUGAUAUAUGAUUUGACAUCAAUAUUUUGAUUUAUUUGGUGCAGGACAUACAUUGUACGUCACUAAUUUAAGGAUUUUUAAACUUUCCAUUACAAACAUUUUUUGUAACAGUCACUCUGGAUUAAUGGUUGAAGUUAUGUGGUAGCCCUUGUGUUUUUACAGACACCUUUGUAUUGUUAUCAUAAUAGAUACUGCAUUGAUGUGAGUCCCCAUAAAAUGGAGUGAAAUUGUAUCAUUGGUGAAUUUUACCAACAAAAUGGCAUUUUUAACAGCUGCCACGCCCACAUUCAGCCAGGAUUCUAAUCCAAACUUGUUGUUUGUUGUCUAACUGUUAUUUUUUUGUCCAUUUGAUUUGGAAAUGGUCUAGCUCCACAAUUGUACUUAUCAAGUCUAACGUGAUUUGUGAUAGAUGACUCAUCAUUCAAUAGAAAUUACCAAGCAAGUGCUAGCUUAUGCUCCAGUUUUUCAUGAUGUGUAUUUUGCACUGUGAUACCUAUUUUUGCUUUAUUUACGAAAUUUUAAGAAUAUGUUUGUCUUUAAUCAGCAAUACGAACACAUGAACAAAAUCUCUUCUAUUCGGUUGAAUAAGAUACGGAAAUGAAAUGUGGAAGUUUUAAACGUUCAGAAGUCUUGGUAAGAACCAAGGCUGUCCGAGGUAUUGAAUAAAUUCAUUGUAGUGAAGCUUUUUAGAGAUAUAGUAAGUAUUUGGAUUUCUAUGAAUAUCGUGUGUAUAGGUUUCAGGGAGUGGAAAUUUUAGUUGAGUACUAUCAAUUAUCUUGUAUUUUUCACACACCCUAAAUUUGUUUACUCAGGAGGAACAACUUGCCAAAAGCCAACAUGACAGGAAUUCUGUUGUAUCAGUUUUACUCCAAUGAAAUUUUAUUGAAAGAUAUACUAUAUGAAUUACUAAAGGAAAUAUUUACAAAAAAUAUACAGUCUACAAACUGAUCAGGAGGUCAAAAGCUGUAUUUUAUAUAGGGUUACGAGUGUUAGCUAAGGCGAUUAAGUUAUUUUACAGCAGGUUUCAAAUACAUUCACACGUACACACAUUGUCAAUGUAGCAAAACGUGGGCAUUCAUUUCCCCGAAUAAAGGGGUAUGGUCUGUUCUUUUCGGAUACUUAUUUAAGAAUGGUUUCGGAAAUCAUCUGAUCUUCCAGAGUAAUGUCUGCAGAAUGGAAAUUCACGAUUGAAUUGCAUAAUUUUACUAAAACAAAAUUUUCAAAAAAGACAGACUAGAUAUACCAAAGUUUAUUACGUAUUUCAAAAUAUGUACAUUUCCAAUGUCUUACAUGUAGCCUUUGGUAUCUUUACAAAUUGUAAUGAUGGCCAUUUCCUCAUGAAUGCGCUACAACUGUAAACAAAGCGCGUAUGAAUUUUUAUAAUAGAGUACGUUUAUUUCAAACGGCAGGGAAUUCUUACAGAUGUAAACAUAUAAACUAAAUUUCUAACGUGCUGCAUGAAGUAUGCCGGCAUGAAGCAUUGUAUUUUUUAAAAAUAUGUUCUCUUAAUGCAUGUCCAUGACAUUAUUUAGAUGUUUGAAGAAGCCAGACUUUAAGAAAUUAGAAUGAUACAAUAAAGUUAUUGUUUCAGGAUUUCAAAAUAAAUAUACACAGAUUUUUUAAAUGGCCGUCUCCUCAGAGACUCUGAUAAAUUCAUAUGAAAUUGUUUUGAAACACCGAAAUCAUAAAAUAUAGAAUAUUACACUGCCCACCAUUGAAGUGGCAUUGCCUUAUAACACUCGAUGCACAAUGCAGGUACUCCAUGUAUAUAGUACCUUCUGGUGCAGCCCCUACUUUGUGAUUUAACUUAAGAAAUGUCAGGUUUUGUUCAUAUUAAACUCACUCUACCUCAUGUUAUAACGUAAGAUAAUAUGUAAUGAGCCAAUUUUAGUGUAUGAUACAGAGAUACAGUAGCUUAGUGGACUUUAUUUUUAGAUCAUUGUCCUUGAGAUAUUCUUCCUCAACAGAAUAAAUCUUGUAAAUAUAUU
Messenger RNA from Ostrea edulis (European flat oyster), 6098 nucleotides. RefSeq names its product ecdysone receptor-like. The coding region runs from base 1232 to 2689 and encodes 485 amino acids. Lineage: Eukaryota; Metazoa; Mollusca; Bivalvia; Ostreida; Ostreidae. The record is from RefSeq and is a predicted model, not a curated record. Gene Ontology annotation, biological process: negative regulation of transcription by RNA polymerase II; positive regulation of transcription by RNA polymerase II; ecdysone receptor signaling pathway. Gene Ontology annotation, molecular function: zinc ion binding; RNA polymerase II cis-regulatory region sequence-specific DNA binding; nuclear receptor activity. Gene Ontology annotation, cellular component: nucleus. The transcript has 10 exons.